Messenger RNA from Polychytrium aggregatum, 2583 nucleotides. Its product is annotated as armadillo-type protein. NCBI's taxonomy places the organism in Eukaryota, Fungi, Chytridiomycota, Chytridiomycetes, Polychytriales. Bases 274 to 2583 code for a protein of 769 amino acids. The record is from RefSeq and is a predicted model, not a curated record. The transcript is spliced from 19 exons.
GGGUAUUCAGCCAGACGAGCGCUGCAACUGCGUGAUGAUAUCCAAUCGGCAGCUGGGCGAGAGCGAGGGCGGGCGAUUGCUGGUGUGGGCUGACGUGCGGAUCAGCCCCCAACCGCCCUUUUUCCGGGAUAAUCGCCAUUGCCUGCGGGAUAUUGCCGUUCGGCUCGUAAGCUGCUGCCGUAGAGUUGCUGCCGUAGAGUUGCUGCCGUAUGACUCGAACGGCAUUUUUCUGCAGGAUCAAUCGGUUUUGUCGCUGAGAGCAGCCCAUCCACCAUGGCGGCGCUUCAACCCGCACCGAGAGUCAGGACCGGAGCCUUGGAUCCGCUUUCUGGACCAAAGCCACCGAGCGACCUGCGCGAUAUAAUGCCGGACUUUCGUCCAGCUUCAGCGGUCCCUGCUGUCGACUAUGAGAAGCUCAUUUCUGUCUUGACGUCCAAGCACACCUGCAAUAUGUUUGACCGACACGUCGCGAUUUUGGAAAAGCUGGCCAAAGUUCUCCGUGGAGGAGUGGAAAUGCAAGACUUCCAAUUCAUUGGAGAUAUAUUCAUGAUAUGCCGCGAGAAGAUUCUCAGCGGAGCUGCGAUUUUGGAGUGUCCCGUGGUCCGAAUUCUGUCGGCAUGUCGCAACAUGCGACUCGACACGAACGAGGCGUGCGAGAACCGAGCGAUUGCCAAUUUUCUAUCCUCGAUAACUGCCUUGCUGUGCUUGAAGAACCUCGAGAUAUGCGAAAUAGUCUCUGAGAUCAUCGUCUGUCUCGCCGGGGGAGCCAGCACCGAUCUGGAUGCGGAUGGCCGAGUCUUUAACAAGGCAGCGUCGCUCAACAACAGUCCUCCCAUCAUGCUGGACAAGAUCAAGACCAAGAGUAACACCGCCAACGACGAAUGGAUCGUUCAAAUCAAGCAAAGCGACACAGUCAUGAACUUGGCCAGAGCACUCGAGACACAGAAGGAUUUACAAUCGCGCCGGACCAUGCUGCGAACCGUUCGCCGCCUUUCGACAUACCAAACGCUGUGUCAUGAGAUCAUAUAUGAGGGUCUGCUCGAGAUCAUUGCGGAUAUUAUGCGCGAGACCAAUGACUCUUCGAUCCUCAAUCUCGGGAUCGAUAUCCUUUGGAACUCGUUGAGUUUGGACGGAUUCGCCUCUGGGACGCUGUUGGCUUCGUUUCGCGAAGGCUCGGGUAUCUAUCCAACAUACCACAUGACGACUAUUGAUACGAUGUUUGGCCAGGAAGACUACCAGCUGAAGAGGCUCUUGGUAUUUGCCUUCACCUGGGCCAGCGGCGACCCAGGGACCUUCCAGUAUCUGCUCGAGAACGGCAUCAUGGGAAGCUUGAUGCCGUAUCUUGCCGUCCAUCGCGAAGCAGAGUUAUUGAAACGAUGGUCGCCUCAACAACUCGAAGGUAUCCAGAUCCAGACAUAUGUACACCAAAAGAUCCUGGGCUUCAUUCGACACAACAUAUCGAGGUUGGCCAAUGUGCUGGAGAGCUCGCAGGGCUACUCUGUGCUCAUCGACUUUCUCGAGCGGGCCGUUGACCGAUCUUGCCACAAGAUGUACAUGCCUGGCGUGGAGGACCUACUACAGCUUGUGCCUACUGUGCUUCGGACCAUACUUUCGAUCUCUGGGAUGGGCUCAUCCCAUCGCGUGGCGCUUGGCGAGCUUGGAGUGUGGCCACAGCUCCUAAGGAUCAUAAAGUGCGAAAAUUACCCUCCGGAGGUGUGGAGAAUCACUUUGCUUCUCUGCUCGUCACUGGGAAGCUCAUGUGACUCAAACAAAAGACUGUUUGGAAGCUACGACGGUGUCGAGGCCCUCAUUCCGUUUCUGAAAUUCCACUCGGCCGAUCCACAAGAGCGCGAGGCAGUUCUGUUCAGCGUCAUCGAGUGCAUUUGGGGCGCCGUUUGCGGAGAUCAGCUCAAUGAAGAUGCAUUUUUUAAGAGCCGAGGGGUUUACCUUAUGCUCGAUCUGCUCGAACGCUCGUCCCAUACGCUGCAGCAGCAUAUCCUUGGGACACUGUUGGAUCUGAUGGAGAACCCAAAGACGAGAAUGCACGCGAUGGAGUGGCGAACUGUCGCUGACGUCAAGAAGACACUGGUUCAUUUCCUGAUCGAUCUCUGGCAAAAGGAAGAGCUCAUUCUCGGUGUCCAGCAAAAUGCACAAGGAAUCAUCGAAGAUACUGUUGCUCCACUUAUGGGUGACAUCCAUGCCAAGAUCUAUUCGCUGUUUUGCAAACUGGGCUUUGAGUAUGGCAGCGACAUCCUUAAUGUGCGGGAACAGGUUCAGCUUUCUGCGAUUUCCAAGUUCUUGGACUUCAAGAUUGGCGAAGUUUGGAACGAAAUCGCCGCCGAACUGGACUGGGAAGGCACAUACCCGGUGUCACCAGACAUGUCCUGUGUUCGCGCAGCCAAGAUGGUGAUUACCGAGAAGGCAAAAGCCGUGCAGCAGCAGCAAAUCGGGUUGAUUGAGCAAAACGCAGAGCACCGGCGGAAUGAAGAAGAUCAGUUUUACCAAAGCGUCAAGGAGCGAAACUCAAUGAAGCAUCGCACUCAGUUCACAGGGGCCGCCACUGAUCCUAUCCUCGAAGCGUAG